AUGGAUAGUCAAAGCACUGCAAAAUUUAAUAUCACAUCGACGACCGCAGGUUCAAAUACAUUAGAAGCAGAACCAUCUUCAGCACGAAAUCGAAAUUCAGCGAGAACCACAGGUAGUUAUAUGAGCAAUUUAGCUCCUCCUUCAAAUCUCAAUAAUUUGAGUGGUAAUAAUCUUCGAGGAAGAAAGCCAGUCAUUGUGACACAAAGUAAGAAAAAUCGAUUUUUCCUGGCGUCUAACAUUUUGACAACAUGUAGAGUUUUUACUGGAAUUGUUUCGUUCUCCUUGACAUUGGUGUUCACAUCCAUUCUCUUUAACGCCAAGCAAGAUACUUGUGCUGAAAAUGUCACCUUCAUACAGAGUCUUCAAGGAUUGAGAGAAUUAUUGCUUCCCUAUCUGAUCACACAAUUUGGUGUAAUUUUCGUAAUUCUAAUAAUUGUGUUGACCAAGUUAUUGGUCAUGUAUUGGCUUUUGGCAAAACCAUCUUCGUGGUUAAAACGCCAUGUCACCAAACUCUUUUCAAAGCAUAAAAAAUCAGAAAUAAACAAUCAAGCGUAA
Molecule: messenger RNA, 555 nt
Organism: Naegleria fowleri
Lineage: Eukaryota; Heterolobosea; Eutetramitea; Acrasida; Naegleriidae
Exons: 1
Coding region: 1-555 (184 amino acids)
Source: RefSeq, a predicted model, not a curated record